Filobasidium floriforme is the source of this 643-nucleotide messenger RNA. RefSeq lists its product as uncharacterized. Lineage: Eukaryota; Fungi; Basidiomycota; Tremellomycetes; Filobasidiales; Filobasidiaceae. The record is from RefSeq and is a predicted model, not a curated record. The transcript is spliced from 4 exons. Bases 1 to 390 code for a protein of 129 amino acids.
AUGGCAAAAAGCCUAAAGGUGCCGCACAAGAACGAAAGCAAUGGGACUUUUGCUGCUUUCAAAUAUCACAAGGCUGUUUGGGAGGGGGCUGACGAACUUUAUGAUCAAGUUGGAGCGCAAACCCUAAUUGACUGCACGAAUGCAUGCUGGGAAGAACGUCACAGUACGAGUACUGGCAAAGUCUGUAUGGCAGUACAUUUCAGUGAGGCGAACAAAAACUGUGCGAUGUACGAACGACCGUUUGAAAAUGUUGUGAGACACGACUCGAGCGAAAAGAUCAACGAAGUUGUUAUCAUUAACAAAUGGUGUUCAGAGGUUAGCUACAUGGGUAUGUGCUGUGAGAUCGGCUAUGACAAGCCCGAGUUCAAGUCGUCUACAAUCGUCCCGUAACCGAUGCUUGGAACGAGCGUCUGUGGUGGCUACAUAACGAUCUGCAUAGGCGUUGAGCAUCUGCCAAUCUUCCAGCAGAUCAGUCUAGUCAGCUAGUCAAGCGCGUUUGGUAGCUACUCGUGUUCUUGUAGUAUGUCAUCCGGUGUCAUCUGAGUAUUGAAUCGGCUCGACAAGCGAGACGUUUCAUUCUAGCGCAAACGUACUGUGUAGAUGUAUCCUAUUCCAGAUAUGAUCGAUCAAUCUGAUUUCGCUG